Molecule: messenger RNA, 1308 nt
Organism: Phoenix dactylifera (date palm)
Lineage: Eukaryota; Viridiplantae; Streptophyta; Magnoliopsida; Arecales; Arecaceae
Source: RefSeq, a predicted model, not a curated record
CAGGCUCUUUUGGAUUCGGCAAAACUUGGGCCGACGGACAUGAGAAGAAUACGCCGCCCCCCUUCUUUGCCCAUCCUUCGUCUUCUUCUCACGGCAUCAUUCGUCCUCCCCCCUCUUCUUCUCGAUUCCCCGAAAAAAAACUGAUCAAGAAUCUAAUCUCUAGGGUUUCGUUUUCGUCGAUCAAUCAAUCUUGGAAUCGAACGGCAUCGAUGGCGAAGAAGAGCAAGUCGGAGGCGACGCGGCUGGACGAGGUGGAUCGGAGCGUGUACUCGACCUUCUGCGGCGCGGCGAACUCGCUGUCUCAGAUCUACACGCAGGCGAUGGCGCAGCAGAAGGUCGCCUUCCAGGCCGGAGAGCGCCACGCCUUGGAAAAACUCUACCAGUGGAUUCUGAGGCAGCAUGAGGAUGGGGCAAGGGUGACUGCAGCAGAUGUCAUGACUUAUUUGCAGCACGAGAUUGAUUGUGGAGGGGAGGAUGUGUCAAUGCCUCCAAGGCUGCAAUUUCCUAGCCAUCCUCAACCCACAAUGCACUUUACGAACACAAACAUCCAGGCCUCUUCUGGUGUUUCUGGACCAACAACUGUUGGACUUGCCCCACGGAUUGGGCACUCUGAUCAAACGAAGAACCCAGUUUUCUCAAAUGCUCUCUCUGGCCCUGUUCCUCACAGCCUUCAGCCUUAUCACCUAGCCCAGGGUGGAGGAUUUUAUCCAAAUGGUGUCUUGCUAAAUGGAAGUGGAACUCGGAACAAUGAAGUUGUCUUUCCUAAUCAAAUCCGGGGCUCUAACUCCCUCAGCUCCAGCGACUUAUCUAUGGAUAUGCAUUCAGAUAGCCCACCUCAUGAAUCCUAUUAAUGUUUUUCAGUAAAGUUGCACCAUUUCUUUGUUGUUAGUCUCAGUAACCCUAUCUGCAGUUACUUCAUUAAAACUCCAUCCUCAAGAACUUGGUGAAUCAAGAAGGUGCUAUAAUAGUGAGGUCUGCAGGCUGGAGUUUUUGUGGAGGCAUCCAAAGUACAUGUUUCUCAUGAAUCUCCCUCCACCCUCACAGCCAAAGCAAUCUGUUAGUUCCAAGCUUACUUUUGGCCUCCUGCCGUUGGCCUAAUUCCAUGUUAAAAAUGGCCCCAUUUUGUUUUUUUCUUUUUUGUUUUUUUAGCUGCUUGUCUUUUUGAGUUGGAUCAUAUGGAUUUGGUGGACUUGGUAGAUAGUAUAUUUGGUUUUCAUGUGAUGAUCCUGUGAAUCAAAUAGGUAUCUAACAAACACAGCUUGGUUGAAGCCUCAUAUUAUGCACAUGGAUGCAUGUUUGAAACAGGGA